This is a messenger RNA of Trichomycterus rosablanca, 3097 nucleotides long. It is a transcript of the gene fem1a, whose product is annotated as fem-1 homolog a. The coding region runs from base 116 to 1969 and encodes 617 amino acids. The transcript has a single exon. Gene Ontology annotation, molecular function: protein binding. NCBI's taxonomy places the organism in Eukaryota, Metazoa, Chordata, Actinopteri, Siluriformes, Trichomycteridae. The record is from RefSeq and is a predicted model, not a curated record.
GGAGAAGCGGAGGUAGAGCUAGGUUUGUGUAUUUAAAUUCGACUUUAAAGUGAUAUGUUUACGUUUUAUUUAAGCCGAGUAUUAAGAUAAACUAAGCGAGUCACAUGUGGAGAAAAUGGAUAUAACAACGGCGGUGUUUAACGCGGCGAGAGACGGUAAACUGAAACUUAUCCAGAAGUUGCUGAGCAACAAAAGUCCUGAGGAGCUGGAAGCUCUGGCUGAGGAGAAGACUCAGGGUGGCACUCCGCUCCUGGUCGCCUCCAGAUAUGGACAUUUAGAGGUGGUGGAUUACCUGCUGGAACAUUGUAAAGUUAAUGUAGAACUAGGAGGUUCUGUGAAUUUUGAUGGAGAAACUAUUGAAGGAGCUCCUCCACUUUGGGCAGCUUCUGCUGCUGGACAUUUACCUGUUGUGAAGACUCUUCUGAAACAUGGAGCCUCAGUAAACAACACAACCCUGACAAACUCUACCCCCCUGAGAGCUGCCUGCUUUGAUGGGCACCUUGAAAUAGUCCGUUACUUGGUUGAACACAGUGCAGACAUGGAGGUUGCAAACCGUCAUGGUCAUACUUGCCUGAUGAUCUCUUGUUAUAAAGGUCAUCAAGAGAUCGCAAAGUUCCUCCUGGAACGGGGCGCCGACGUGAACCGCAAGAGCGUCAAGGGCAACACGGCGUUGCACGACUGCGCCGAGUCGGGGAGUCUUGAAAUCAUGAAGAUGUUGCUCAAGUGCAAGGCCCGUAUGGAAAGAGACGGGUACGGCAUGACCCCACUCAUGGCAGCUAGUGUCACCGGACACACCAACAUCGUCGAGUACCUUGUGCACCAGCCUAAAGCCAAGAGAGAAGAAUGCAUUGAUGCUCUGGAGCUUCUAGGUGCCACGUAUGUCGACAAGAAGCGCGAUCUCCUAGGUGCCAUGUGCUACUGGCGACGCGCAAUGACUCUCCGACAGCCCGGAGACAGAGCGGACCUCCUGACGAAGCCCCCUCCCGGGCCGCCCGUUCCUGCUUACGACUGUGCCCGCGAGGUGACCACGGCGGAGGAGCUAGAAGCCCUCAUUACUGACCCAGACGAGAUGCGGAUGCAGGCGCUUCUGGUUCGGGAACGCAUCCUUGGCCCCUCGCAUCCAGACACUUCUUACUACAUUCGCUACCGAGGUGCGGUGUACGCCGACUCGGGCGACUUCGAGCGCUGCAUCAGUCUGUGGAAGUACGCCCUUGAUAUGCAGCAGAGCAACCUAGAUCCGCUGAGCCCCAUGACAGCGAGCAGCUUCUUGUCCUUCGCCGAGCUCUUCAGUUUCGUCCUGCAGGACCGCGCUAAAGGUGCGCCCGCCGUCCGGGUAGCCUUCAACGACCUGAUGUGCGUCCUGACCAAAAGUGUCCGCGAGGUCGAGCGAGCCGUGGUUCAGAAGGACAACCAACCGGACGCAGCUCAGUUUACCAAGGCACUGUCCGUCAUCCUGCAUCUUGUCUUCUUGCUGGAGAAGCUGGAAUGCAGCCCGUCUCAGGAGCACCAGAAGAAGCAGACCGUCUACCGCCUCCUCAAGCUCAACCCGAGGGGCCGGAACAGUUUUACCCCCCUUCACAUGGCUGUCGAUAAGGACACGACGGCGGUCGGACGCUAUCCAGUGGGCCGCUUUCCGUCUCCCGCUGUAGCCGCGCUGCUUCUGGAAUGCGGCGCGGAUGUGGACUCGCGCGAUUCGGACAACAACACGCCACUUCACGUAGCGGCCCGAAACGGCUGCCCCAAGCUCAUGGCUCUCCUGCUGCAUGCCGGCGCUCACUUCGAUGCCACCAGUGCGCAUGGGAAGACGCCUUACGACCUGUUGGAGGAUACGGAUGGAGCGAGACACGUGUUGCAUCCGCUCAGCCAUGUGACGCUGCAGUGCCUGGCUGCACGUGCGAUCGAGAGACACCGUGUGUCCUACAAAGGGCUCGUCUCGGAAGAGAUGGAGGCCUUUAUCGAACUGCACUGAUCUUAAUGCAUCUCAGACUGCGUUUUUAAUCGUUUUCUUUCUUUAAGUCAUUAUUUAUAAGGUCUCACCAGUUGCUCUUGCUUUGGCUGCCCACAAAUACAGUCUUUUUUUUUGGUUCUGCAUUUUUACCUCCCAGGUUUCAACCCCAGACCUUCUCACUCGUCACUGUGGGCUAUGUCUAAAUUACAGCAAUAAUCAAUAAUCAGAGCUUUUCCUUCUGUGUCUCGUAAGGGCUUGGAAAGAAAAGACCCGAGGACACUUUCACGUGCUAUGAUACAUUACGAUCUCCUUUUUCUUCCCCCAACGGAACAAUUUAUGCCUGUUUAUGAAUUUUAAGUGAUAAAAUGUUGGCUUUUUCAGAGGCGAGGUUAAAGACUGCAUUAAUUAUUAAUAAUAUGCCUUGAUUAUUGAUUAUUUUGUGGUUUGAAACGUGAAUUCUUGCACGACUUAUUUCACCCAACCUUAUUACAGUAUGACAGGAUUACGUCUAUACUGAUCCGUCUCGUGCCAAAUAGCAGCCUUAUUUUCUUUAUACUUGAUGCAUUUAACGGAUUUGACAAAACUUGCAGUCCCAAUGGGGAUAGUCGUGAAUAAAAGCCCAUGUUGCGUAAUGCUGCCAGCCAGCAUUGGCAUUUAUUAACUCUCGACUCUCAGCGCCGGGAUAGUCCGCUUCAAUUGUAGCUAAGUGGAUAAAGGGCACAUCUGGAACAUCUGCGGUACAUCUUUGCACUUUGCAUUUACCACACAUGAACACACAGGAGAGAAAAUCUCCCUCUUUGAGUCUUGAAUCGACUCUAAUCUUUAGGACUUGGCACUUUACCCAAAAGCAUCAGUAUCUAUGCAGUUUUAUCUUUAUUAAGUGGUGAAUUUGGGGAUAGAUCUGGCAACCCAAAAGGGUGGGCAGAUACAUAAUCCUCUUAUUUCUUAUGUCUUACUUCAUUCUGCUGUCAUGUUUUAUCCGUCAGCUUUACUUUACCGCCGGGUUAGUCGCACUUUGAAACAUGCUAACACUAUUCAGCCUGUAAAGCCGAGCUCUCGUCUCAGAGAUCGUCUAGUUUGAUUAAUUUAAACGUUUAUUUCAGGACGAAAAUGGGUUUCGAGAUGCCUGAAUAAAAUUCAAGUGUCCCA